Messenger RNA from Aureobasidium melanogenum CBS 110374, 525 nucleotides. RefSeq lists its product as uncharacterized. NCBI's taxonomy places the organism in Eukaryota, Fungi, Ascomycota, Dothideomycetes, Dothideales, Saccotheciaceae. The record is from RefSeq and is a predicted model, not a curated record. The transcript has a single exon. The coding region runs from base 1 to 525 and encodes 174 amino acids.
AUGGCUAAAUGUGUCAAUGCUCAACCACUUCCUCCUUCACACUCGAGCAGUAAGAUGGACACCGAGCAUUUGAAGCUCCGUUAUCACUUCAAGACGAGAAAACUAUCCGAGAAGAAAGUUACAGCGCAGCACUCACACCUUCCCUGUCUUCUUCGUUUCACCAGACCGCGUAGCUGUACCCAAACUGCUAAGGAGAAAUUCGACAAUGACGGUUUUGCAUUGGUGUUGGGUAUGCCGGACCACCAUGAAGACGACUACGUCGAGCUCGAGUACCAACUGACAGAUCGUAUCCAAAUCGUCAUCGACAAGGAGAUUUUCGAAGCAAGCGAGCGGAGAGUACGCUAUGGCAAUCGCGAGUCUAAAAUGUCACUAAAUGGUAGCACAUUGUUCCCGGAUCUGCUCUCGCUCGAGGACUGGAAGCUGCUUCAGAAUGAGUGGGAACUGGCUCAAGGCUUCUCUGUCAUCGGUCUCAGAACUCUGACAUAUGCUCUUCACAAUUUGUAUUUCUGGGAGGAAUAUUCGUGA